Molecule: messenger RNA, 1866 nt
Organism: Plasmodium malariae
Lineage: Eukaryota; Apicomplexa; Aconoidasida; Haemosporida; Plasmodiidae
Product: UDP-N-acetyl glucosamine:UMP antiporter, putative
Exons: 1
Coding region: 1-1866 (621 amino acids)
Biological process (GO): pyrimidine nucleotide-sugar transmembrane transport
Cellular component (GO): Golgi membrane
Molecular function (GO): pyrimidine nucleotide-sugar transmembrane transporter activity
Source: RefSeq, a predicted model, not a curated record
AUGGAAGAAUCAUAUGCACCUAUUACAAGGAAUAGGAGUAAAUUAAGUAAUGAUAAGGUAGAUAAAAACUACGAACAUGAUGGAGGGGUAGAGAGUAAUCAAUGUAAUAGCAUAGUUGGAAUUAGUCAACGUGAUAGCGCAGCUGGGAGUAAUCAACGCAGUAGCAAAUGUAAGAGUCCUCUACGUAGUAGCGACUGUGGUACGUACCACUGCGAAGGCCUUUUCCUAAAAGUAAUUCUGUUUGUUGUGGUAACAGUGCAUUCUCUUCUCAUUUACUCAAUGAUAAGAAUUAAAAAAAUUAAAAAAAUUAAUUACAAUAUAAGAGAUGAAAACAUCAUUUUCCUAACAGAAAUAGUAAAAUUCUUUACAUCUCUCAUUUUUUAUAUACAUGAAAAUAAGUUCAAUUUAAAAUUAAUAAGGGAAAAUGUAAGUGAUAUAUUUAGUACAAGAAGGUUUUAUGUAAUUUCUUUGGUAGUACCUAGUAUUUUAUAUUAUCUUCAGAAUAUGUUGUUUUAUGUAGCUAUGUAUAAUAUUCCUACUCCCCUAUUUCAGUUGUUGUAUCAAUUUAGAAUUUUAAUAGUAGUUCUUUUUACUUUUUUAAUUUUAAAUAAGAAAAUAAAAAGCACUCAAGUUGUUUCCAUAACUUUUUUAUUUUUAUCCUUGAUAUGUCUGAAGGAUUACAACAUGGAUUAUAACAAUCAUACUUCACAUAAAAAUGAUAAAAUAAAUUGGUCAAAUGACAUUCCACAUGACCAAUGUUUAUUCACAAAUUACAUUUGGAACAAAAAAGAUAUAUUAUUUUACUUCCAUCAAGGUAAAUCCUUAUGCAGUAUUGGUACUGGUGGAAAUAUUAGCAGCAGUAGUAGCAGUCAUAAAAUGGGAUACCCCCUUUUUUUGUAUGAAAUGAAAAUGAAACUUUUGUUUCAACAAAAGCUUAACAAAAAAUACGGGAGUUAUAUUUUUCCUGACCACGCAAGGAAUAACUGUGAAAUGGAAUUAUCAAAUGGUUGUAUCUCAGACAGCUCCGAUGCGUUUAUUAUUAGAAUUAGCGCUAGCGGUGCCAAUAAUAGUGAUAGUGUCCGUAGAGGGACUCCUAACAGUGUAGUUAGUAUUGGGUCUACUAAUGCUUAUAUUACUUCUUACGCGUCUAACGCUUCUAACACUUGUGAUGGUAUCGCUAAGCCUAUAAAUAGAGAGGAGAUGUACGAUCCCCCCAGUAACAACAUCAAGAACGAAGAAAAGCAUGGACAUAAUAAUAUACUAAUUGGAGUGUUAACUACAUUCUUAGCAACAUUUACGAGCGGAUUUUCAAGUGUAUUUUUAGAAUUCCUGUAUGUUAAUUAUAGGUAUUCUUUUUGGUUCCAAAAUAUUUGUUUAGCUUUCUUCAGCAUCAUACUCAGCGUAUGUAUGAAUAAUAUGAACAUGUCAUCUAUUUUUAAUAAAUUCCUGAAUAAAAAUUAUACACGUAAUAAUAAUUAUGACAUGAUCACGUUGCAUAGGAGUUUAAAAAAUAGGCAUUGCGAUGAUUUCCAUGAUAGCGAUAAUUGCUAUAGUUGCUGUAAUUGGGAUGAUUACUUUUUGUUAAGUAAUAUAAGAAACUAUUUUGCUCAGUAUUUUAAUUCAUUCAAAGAGUUUGUAUAUGUUUUUUCGUUUAUUUUCUUAAACAGUUUCGGUGGAAUUAUGACAUCUAUUUUUAUUAAACAUGUAGGCAGCGUUACAAGGUUUUUUGUUACCCCUGUUAGUUUGUUAUUUAAUAUUUAUAUGUCAUCCAUAUAUUUUAAAGAUUUUGAAUUCACGUUCAAUUAUUUAAUUUCGUUAGUGUUUGUUUCUUUUUCCUUGUACUUUUAUUUUAAAGAGAUGUACUAA